Molecule: messenger RNA, 1461 nt
Organism: Neospora caninum
Lineage: Eukaryota; Apicomplexa; Conoidasida; Eucoccidiorida; Sarcocystidae
Exons: 5
Coding region: 1-1461 (486 amino acids)
Source: RefSeq, a predicted model, not a curated record
AUGGACUUUAUCUCCCGACCUUCCACCGUUUGCCUUAUUUUGGCGACGUCGCUCUGGUUGGGGCGGGUGACUGGUGCGCCGUACGGGUACGAUCCCUAUGAUCUCGAUCCCGUCAAGAAAGAUAACUUCAAACAUCAGCACCAGCAAACGCAGCACGGAAGUGGAUUGGGACACUCGAAGGAGGUCGUGCAAUCAAAACAAGUGUACCUCCCAAGCAAAGAGUAUCAGGAGCAAUGUGACAGCAUUCCCCUUUCCAAAGAGGCGACCUGCUCGAUGCAAGUCCCUAAACGCACCAAGAAGCCGUGUGUCAAACAGGUCAACGAGACGGUGUGCAAGGCGGUUGCUGAGAAAGUUCAGUCGACGUGUUACCGGCCCAAGCAGGUCACAGAAGAGUACACGUGCCAUCGCCUCGACUCAAAGGAGGAAUGCGCAGUCCACCAGCACACGGUUCCGUCUCUGUGUACCCGCAAAGUCAUCAGCAAGAAGCCGUACACUCAGAUGGACACCGUCUAUGAGAAAGAAUGCGCACAAGUGCAGAAACACAAAAAGGGAACCUGCAAGCGGCAAGUGAUGAAAACGGAGCAGUACCCGUGCACGGACUUUCAAAUGAAGAAGCAGUGCUCCAAAGUCCCAAGAGUCGUGAACCGGCCAUGCACCAUUCAGACGACGCAGCAAGUGGCAGUCGACUGCACGCAGGAGGUCGACACCGUCCAGGAGAAGCAAUGUGCGAAGAAAAUUAAGGAGACAGUGAUGCAUACCGUGUGCGAGAAUGAACACUACGAAAAACCAAAGAAGCAGCUCUAUCACCAGAGCGGUAUCUACAGGCGCCUUGGUCCCGGAAAAAAGGGCUGCAGGCAGGUGCCUCAAGAGAUUGAACGAAUCGAAAUGGAGACGUGCACCGAGGUUGUGAAGAUGAAAGUUCCCAAAACUUGCUACGAGAGCCAAGAGGUCCCUGUUCAGUCCACGUGUCCUCAGACUGAGAUGGAGGAGGUGUGCUUCGAUGUGAAGGAACCGGUUCAAAAGAUGUGUACUCGCGAGGUUCCAACCACCGAAGACUAUGCCUGCGAUGAGGUGGUCUCUGAAGUCGAAUGCAAGAAAGUCCCUAAGCAGGUCAAAGGGGUUGCGUACAAAGAAUACGAGCAAAAAGAAUCGUACGCAUGCGAAGCAACAGAACAGAUCAAGAAGUGCAAGAUGAUUCCUGUCUUCCAGGCUUCAACGUGUGUUGCCGCCCUGAUGGAUGUGGAGCCGUACGAGUGCGCUGUUAGUGUGAUGAAGGAGAAGUGCGAACAAGUUCCUCGAACAAUCCCAAACACAUGCAUCGAGGAAGAAUGGGUCACCGAACAGUAUGAGUGCUACGAAGAAGGUGCGUUUGUCCGAGAGUAUAAAUUACCUAGGCACCGAAAGACGCUGCAAGAAAUUCCCUGUAUACGCGAAUAUGGGGGAGUGUACGACGACAGUUAA